AUGUCAUCAAUGUCAGUAUCAUCAUUAAAAAAAGCCGUGGCCCAGACAUUCGAUGCAAUUCGACAAAAAAAACCAAUAAUCUAUCAGAUUAUGAAUCAUGCUAUGAUAAAUCAAACCAGCAAUGCUGCAACCCAUGUUGGUGCUAAAUCAUUAAUGGCACAUGCGGUCAAAGAGGUUGAGGACAUGGUUACACUGGCUGAUGCGCUUGUAAUCGAUUGCAGCAUACUGAAUGAUCUAUGGAUUCAAGGGAUGUAUCUUGCAGGACAGUGUUCUAAUGCCCAGGAGAUUCCAAUCGUAUUUGAUCCAGUUCUAGUUGGAGCUACGACCUAUCGCACGGAAGUUAUUCUACAAUUACUGAAUUCUCUCGAUAUUGCCAUUCUGAGAGGUAACUCGAGCGAGAUUCGACAUAUUUACAAUGCAACAGUUCAUAUUCAUGAAGUUGACUCCAGCAUCGACGUACUCGACCCAGGUGAGAUCGUGCGUCAGUUAGCUCAGAAGAGAAAUGGAAAGACUAUUGUGGCACUUAGUGGUCCUAAGGACUAUGUUUCUGAUGGGCAACAGAUUGUGGUAAUUAAGAAUAAUUGUGGACGCCUUAAUCAACUUACCGGUAUGGAAUGUACAGUGAGUGCUCUGAUGGCUUGCUUUGCUGGUGUCACUAACAAUUAUUUGGUUGCAGCUGUCGGUGGUUUCGCUGUCAUGGGUGUAUGUGCGGAACAGGCUACAUUCGACGCCUCAGUUCAUGGAACAGCAAGCUUUCAAGUGGCUCUAUUCGAUCGAUUGAGUACUCUUACUGGUAGCGAAUUAGAGUCAUUGAUGCGCAUCGAUUUUAUUGAUAAUUAA
This is a messenger RNA of Rotaria sp. Silwood1, 840 nucleotides long. The record is from the annotation of a GenBank genome assembly. NCBI's taxonomy places the organism in Eukaryota, Metazoa, Rotifera, Eurotatoria, Philodinida, Philodinidae.